This is a messenger RNA of Lacerta agilis (Sand lizard), 3845 nucleotides long. It is a transcript of the gene HERC4, whose product is annotated as HECT and RLD domain containing E3 ubiquitin protein ligase 4. Gene Ontology annotation, biological process: protein ubiquitination; ubiquitin-dependent protein catabolic process. Gene Ontology annotation, molecular function: ubiquitin protein ligase activity. Gene Ontology annotation, cellular component: cytoplasm. The record is from RefSeq and is a predicted model, not a curated record. Lineage: Eukaryota; Metazoa; Chordata; Lepidosauria; Squamata; Lacertidae. Bases 396 to 3578 code for a protein of 1060 amino acids. The transcript is spliced from 26 exons.
CCGACAGCCUGCUUUCCCGCUUCGGCGCUGCCGCACUCCGGGGCCCGCCUGGGGUGGAAUCGUCGGGCCGAGUCAGCCCGGCAGCCUACUCCGUCGGAGGAGAGAAGCGGGGGCGGACGCUGUCGCGCAGGAGGCUGCCGUGAGUCGGGCAGGGCAGGGCGGCCUUGCUGUGUGUGUUUUCCCGAGGGGGGUCCACGCUGUGGUCGGGGGUGGAGAAGCGGAGGAGAAAGCAGGCUUUCUGGGCUGGUUGAAUUUGCCAUGAUUGGCAUGGAUGUCUGAAGGCCACUUUUUUACAAGUACCGGUAUGUUCCAGCUCUUGGCAGCACCAUCUUGAGUGUCUCUGAUGCUGGACAUUUGAAUGCUGAAGCUGGCAGAUCAUUGAGAGGGCUGGCAACAUGUUAUGUUGGGGAAAUGCCUCUUUUGGACAGCUUGGAUUGGGAGGCAUUGAUGAAGAAGUUGUCCUAGAACCCAGAAGAUGCAACUUUUUCAUAAACAAAAAGGUUCGAGAUGUAGGCUGCGGACUAAGACACACUGUGUUUGUCUUGGAUGAUGGGACUGUGUAUACAUGUGGAUGUAAUGAUUUAGGACAAUUAGGACAUGAAAAAUCCAGGAAAAGACCAGAGCAGGUGAGUGCCUUGGAUGCUCAAAAUAUUGUAGCUGUUUCAUGUGGAGACGCCCACACGUUAGCAUUAAAUGACAGUGGUCAAGUCUAUGCUUGGGGUUUUGCUGCAGAUGGACAACUUGGCUUGCCUGGAACUGAGGAGUAUACCAGAGUGCCCAGAAACAUAAAAAGCUUGUCAGACAUCCAAAUAGUUCAGGUUGCCUGCGGCUACUAUCAUUCCCUUGCACUCUCCAAAGGUAGUGAUGUUUUUUCCUGGGGACAGAACAAACAUGGUCAACUAGGUUUAGGUUAUGAAUUCAAAAAGCAGACUUCCCCACAACGGAUAAAAUCUUUGCAAGGGAUACCUUUUGCACAAAUUACAGCAGGCGGAGCACAUAGCUUUGUGCUUACUCUUUCUGGAGCAGUCUUUGGGUGGGGACGCAACAAAUUUGGCCAACUUGGUCUUAAUGAUGAAAAUGAUAGAUAUGUUCCCAAUCUUCUAAAGUCACUAAGAUCCCAGAAAAUUGUUUACAUCUCCUGUGGAGAAGAUCAUACCGCGGCUCUUACAAAGGAAGGUGGGGUGUUUACUUUUGGAGCUGGAGGCUAUGGGCAAUUAGGUCAUAACUCUACUGGCCAUGAGAUAAAUCCAAGAAAAGUUUUUGAACUUAUGGGGAGCAUUGUCACACAGAUUGCUUGUGGAAGGCAGCACACAUCUGCAUUUGUCCCUUCAACUGGAAGAAUUUAUUCUUUUGGUCUUGGAGGCAAUGGACAGUUGGGCAUGGGAUCAACUAGUAACAGGAAAAGUCCCUUCCCAGUGAAAGGAAACUGGCUUCCUUAUAAUGGACAAAUCCCACUAAAUUCAGAUCGUGAAGAAUAUUAUUAUGUACAUAGGAUUUUCUCUGGUGGAGACCAAAGCUUUUCACAUUACGUUACUCUACAGGAUUUGGAACCUCCAGAUGACUUCAGAUACCCAUGUGCUUCGAAGCAAAUCUGGACUGUGAAUGAAGGCUUCAUUCAGAGGUUGCUGCACUGCUCAUCUUCAGGAUCAGGGAGGCUCCCUGCAGAGAUAGCAAAUGAAAUCGACGGAACAUUUUCCUCAGCUGGCUGUCUAAAUGGAAGUUUUUUAGCUAUCAGCCAUGAUGAUCACUAUAGAACUAGUGCCAGAUACUCAGGGAUUGACAUGAAUACUGCUCGACUUCUGUUUCACAAACUUAUACAGCCGGAACAUCCUCAUAUAUCUCAGCAGGUUGCAGCUAGUUUGGAAAAGAACCUUAUUCCUAAACUGACUAGUUCCUUGCCUGAUGUUGAAGCCCUAAGACUGUUUCUAACCCUGCCAGAAUGCCCACUAAUGAGUGAUGCAAACAAUUACAUGACACUAGCCAUCCCAUUUGCAACUGCUAUUGCAAAUCUAGAAAAGGCUCCACUGAAAGUACUUGAAAACUGGUGGUCUGCAUUGGAGCCUCCAUUGUUCCUUAAAAUAGUAGAACUUUACAAGGAUGUUGUUGUCCACCUUCUUAAAUUGUACAAGAUGGGCAUCCCGACUUCAGAGCAAAGAAUCUUCUCUAGCUGCCUGCACUCUUCUCUCAAGGUUUUGGAAAUUUUGCACAGGGUAAAUGAAAGAGGUGGGCAAAUCAUACAAUAUGAUAAGUUCUACAUACAUGAACUACAGGAUUUGAUAGACAUAAGAAGCGACUACUUCCACUGGAUUCAGCAGCAGGCAUAUGGAAUGGAUAUCAGCCAUGGAUUAAAUGAGCUAGCAGAUGUGCCAGUUACAAUUUGCACCUACCCAUUUGUGUUUGAUGCACAGGCAAAGACAACACUCUUGCAGACAGAUGCAGUCUUACAGAUGCAGAUGGCUGUUGACCAGGCUCACAGACAGAAUUUCUCAUCUAUUUUUCUCCCAGUAUUUGAAUCUGUCAAUCCAUGUCUGAUCUUAAUUGUGCGCAGAGACAAUAUUGUGGGGGAUACCAUGGAAGUCCUAAGAAAAACCAAAAAUGUUGACUACAAGAAGCCUCUUAAGGUUAUUUUUGUAGGGGAAGAAGCUGUUGAUGCAGGAGGAGUUCGCAAAGAAUUUUUCUUGCUUAUCAUGAGAGAGCUGUUAGAUCCGAAGUACGGAAUGUUCAGGUAUGAUGAACAAUCGAGGCUCAUCUGGUUUUCAGAUAAGACCUUUGAAGACAGUGACUUGUUUCAUCUGAUUGGUGUUGUCUGUGGGCUAGCAAUAUAUAAUUUUACUAUUGUAGAGCUUCACUUCCCCUUGGCUUUAUAUAAGAAGCUCCUGAACAAGAAACCUUCCCUGGAUGACCUCAAAGAGCUAACGCCUGAUGUUGGCAGGAGUAUGCAGCAAUUAUUGGACUACCCAGAAGAUGAUAUAGAGGAUACCUUUUGCCUCAACUUUACAAUCACUGUUGAAAAUUUUGGUACCACGGAAGUUAAGGAGCUAAUUCCUAAUGGUACUGAUAUUCCUGUUGUCAAACAAAAUAGGCAAGAGUUUGUGAAUGCCUAUGUGGACUACAUCUUCAAUAAAUCUGUGGCUCCUCUUUAUGACGCAUUCCAUGCAGGCUUUCACAAGGUGUGUGGAGGUAAAGUUCUGCAGCUCUUCCAGCCAAAUGAACUGCAAGCAAUGGUGAUUGGGAAUACAAACUAUGAUUGGAAAGAACUAGAGAAGAAUACUCAGUACAAAGGAGAAUAUUGGGCAGAGAAUCCAACAAUUAAAAUGUUCUGGGAAGUUUUUCAUGAGUUACCACUGGAGAAGAAGAAACAGUUUUUAUUAUUUUUGACAGGCAGUGAUCGUAUUCCUAUUCUUGGGAUGAAGAGCCUUAGUCUUGUCAUUCAGCCGACUGGAGGUGGUGAUGAGUAUCUCCCAGUGUCUCACACAUGUUUUAAUCUUCUUGAUCUUCCAAAAUAUACAGAUAAAGAAAUACUCAGAUCUAAGCUGAUCCAGGCUAUUGAUCACAAUGAAGGUUUCAAUUUAGUAUAACUUGCAAAAGCUAAGAACACAGCAACUCUUUAACGUGGGAACAUUGAACUAAUUUUGCAUCUAUCUUGCAGUGUCACAUUAGGUGAAAAGCCUGGCAGCAGAGCUAUUAUAAGAAAUGCUUGUAAACAUGUUCAGUGAUCGGAUCCUCUAAUGGCAGCCAAAAAUCCUUACAUUAAUAAACUGUCUUGAUAUGAAUGCUGGAGCCACAUUUUGCCAUCUUAAUAAAAAUUCAACUUUGGAAUAAAAGCAAUGGUUUCACUAACUAAA